GGCGGAGAGGGAUCAGAGCGAGUGGAACGGGCAGUAAGAAGGAGCCCCUGGGGCGGAGAAGGGGUGGAAGACAAGCUGGCGGGGGAGGGGGCUUUCCCCUGCCUUCAGGACAGACCGGAGAGGGGGCCGGACUCGCUUGAGUAGGCCUAGGGCUGGCCAGAGUCGGGUCCCCAGCCAUGGGGGGCGGACUUUCCCAGAGAGGACCGGAGCCUGCCAGACUGGUCCUGAUGGAAAGGGGAAGGCUUUGAGCCAAAUAGGACCACCCCGCGCCUGGAGCCAUCCGGAAGGGGUGGAACCCAGACGGCAGGAAGGCCGGAAAGAGCUCUUGAAUGCAGGAAAAACGCAGGGACGCGCUGAGGGAGGAGCCGGGGGUUAUUUACCUCCUAAUUGGUUGGGACCUCCUUCUUGGUCACGCCCCCGGCUUCCGGACACACUCCCCUUCCUUAAGCUUAAACCCCUCCCGUUCCUCUGAAACCGGGUCGCAGUCCCGCCUUCUUUCCUAGUACUUCCUGUUCCCGGCUAACCCUGCCCCUGAGCCGGGGGCCGGAGAGUGACCGUGGUCUGACUGACCCGGGGCAGCUCCACGGACGGGGUCAGGUCUCAAAGGCGGGCACCAGGCGGGAGGGGCGGCGCUCGGGCCGCGCACAGCCCGCGCUGGGUCCUGGCGGGCGGCGAGGCUGGGGCUGACUCCUGUCUCAGGAUGCCCGGGGAGGAGGAGCGGGCCUUCCUGGAGGCCCGCGAAGAGCUGGCGAGCGCCCUGAGGAGGGAUUCCGGGCAGGCGUUUUCAUUGGAGCAGCUCCGGCCCCUACUGGCCACCUCCCUGCCGCCAGCCGCCCGCUACCUGCAGCUGGACGCCGCACGCCUGGUCCGCUGCAACGCUCAUGGGGAGCCCCGAAACUACCUCAACACCCUGUCCACGGCCCUGAACAUCCUGGAGAAAUACGGCCGCAACCUCCUCAGCCCUCAGCGGCCCCGGUACUGGCGCGGGGUCAAGUUUAAUAACCCUGUCUUUCGCAGCACAGUGGAUGCGGUGCAGGGGGGCCGGGAUGUGCUACGAUUGUAUGGCUACACGGAGGAGCAGCCAGAUGGGUUGAGCUUCCCCGAAGGGCAGGAGGAGCCAGAUGAGCACCAGGUUGCUACAGUCACACUGGAAGUACUGCUGCUUCGGACAGAGCUCAGCCUGCUGUUGCAGAAUACUCAUCCAAGAAAGAGGGCACUGGAACAGCUGCUGGAAGACAACGUUGAAGAUGAUACGCUACAGCUUUCAGAGUUUGAACCCUUACUGAGAGAGAUUGCUCCUGGCCCCCUCACCACACCCUGUGCCACAGGCUCCACUCCUGGUCCUUGCUUCCUCUGUGGUUCUGCCCCAGGCACACUGCACUGCCUGUCCUGUAAACAGGCCUUGUGCCCAGCCUGUGACCACUUGUUCCAUGGACACCCAUCGCGUGCUCAUCACCUCCGCCAGACCCUUCCCAGGACCCUGAUCCAGGCCACCCACCUGAGCUCCAGUUUACCUGCCUCGGCCCAGCCACGGCCCCAGCCGACCUCCCUGCUGGCCCUGGGAGACAGCUCUCUUUCUUCCCCUGAUCCUGCAAGUGCUCGUUUGCCCUGGCACUGUGCUGCCUGUGCCAUGCUAAAUGAGCCUUGGACAGUGCUCUGUGUGGCCUGUGAUCGGCCCCGAGGCUGUAAGGGUUUGGGGUUGAGGAUCGAGGGUCCCCAAGGAACUGAGGGCUUAGAACCUGAGCUUGCACGGGGUCGGUGGGCCUGCCAGAGCUGUACCUUUGAGAAUGAGGGAGCAGCUGUGCUAUGUGCCAUAUGUGAGCGACCUCGGCUGGCCCAGCCUCCCAGCUUGGUGGUGGAUUCCCAGGAUGCUGGUAUUUGCCUGCAGCCCCUUCAGCAGGGGGAUACCUUGCUCUCUUCUGCCCAGACUCAAGUCUGGUACUGUAUUCAUUGUACCUUCUGCAACUCGGGCCCUGGCUGGGUGUGUGUUAUGUGCAACCGGACAAGCAGCCCCAUCCCAGUACAGCAUGACCCCCGGCCCCAUGCCAGUUCUUUGGAAAAGGGACUCCCUAAGCCUGGGCCUCCGGGAUGCCUCAGUGCCCCCCUGCCCAGUUCCUGUGAAGACUCUGAGAAGCACCGACAAGACAAGAUGCGGGAGGAAGGUCUCCAACUAGUGAUCAUGAUCCGGGAAGGGGAAGCUGCAGGUGCCUGUCCAGAGGAGGUCUUCUCAGCUCUGCAAUACUCAGGCACUGAGGUGCCCCUGAAGUGGUUGCGCUCAGAGCUGCCCUACGUGCUGGAGAUGGUGGCUGAGCUGGCUGGACAGCGGGACCCUGGGCUGGGUGCCUUUUCCUGUCAGGAGGCCCGGAAAGCCUGGCUGGAUCGUCAUGGCAACCUUGAUGAAGCUGUGGAAGAGUGCGUGAGGGCCCGGCGUAGGAAGGUGCAGGAGCUCCGGUCUCUGGGCUUUGGGCCUGAGGAGGGGUCUCUCCAGGCACUGUUCCAGCAUGGAGGUGAUGUGGCACGAGCCCUGACUGAGCUACAGCGACAGCGCCUAGAGCCCUUCCGUCAGCGCCUCUGGGACAGUGGUCCUGAGCCCACCCCCUCCUGGGAUGGACCAGAUAAGCAGAGCCUGGUCAGACGGCUUUUGGCCGUCUAUGCCCUCCCCAGUUGGGGCCGGGCAGAGCUGGCACUGUCACUGCUGCAGGAGACACCCAGGAACUAUGAGUUGGGGGAUGUGGUAGAAGCUGUGAAGCACAGCCAGGACCGGGCCUUCCUGCGCCGAUUGCUUGCCCAGGAGUGUGCUGUGUGUGGCUGGGCCCUGCCCCACAACCGGAUGCAGGCCCUGACUUCCUGUGAGUGCACCAUCUGUCCUGACUGCUUCCGCCAGCACUUCACCAUCGCCUUGAAGGAGAAGCACAUUACAGACAUGGUGUGCCCCGCCUGUGGCCGCCCCGACCUCACCGAUGACACACAGUUGCUCCCCUAUUUCUCCACCCUUGACAUCCAGCUUCGGGAGAGCCUAGAGCCAGACGCCUACGCAUUGUUUCAUAAGAAGCUGACUGAGCGUGUGCUGAUGCGGGACCCUAAGUUCUUGUGGUGUGCCAAGUGCUCCUUUGGGUUCAUAUAUGAACGUGAACAGCUGGAGGCGACAUGUCCCCAGUGUCACCAGACCUUCUGUGUGCGCUGCAAGCGCCAGUGGGAGGAGCAGCACCGAGGUCGGAGCUGCGAGGAUUUCCAGAACUGGAAACGCACCAAUGACCCAGAAUACCAGGCCCAGGGCCUGGCAAUGUAUCUUCAGGAAAAUGGCAUUGAUUGCCCCAAGUGCAAGUUCUCGUACGCCCUGGCCCGAGGAGGCUGCAUGCACUUUCACUGUACCCAGUGCCGCCACCAGUUCUGCAGUGGCUGCUACAAUGCCUUUUACGCCAAGAAUAAAUGUCCAGACCCUAACUGCAGGGUGAAAAAGUCCCUUCACGGCCAUCACCCUCGAGACUGCCUCUUCUACCUGAGGGACUGGACUGCUCCCCGGCUCCAAAAGCUGCUACAGGACAAUAACGUCAUGUUUAAUACAGAGCCUCCAGCUGGGGCCCGGGCAGUCCCUGGAGGUGGCUGUCGAGUGAUGGAGCAGAAAGAGGUUCCCAAUGGGCUCAGGGAUGAAGCUUGUGGCAAGGAAACUCCAGCUGGCUAUGCCGGCCUCUGCCAGGCACACUACAAAGAGUAUCUUGUGAGCCUCAUCAAUGCCCACUCACUGGACCCAGCCACCCUGUAUGAGGUUGAAGAGCUGGAGACAGCCACUGAGCGCUACCUGCACGUGCGUCCCCAGCCAUUGGCUGGAGAAGAUGCCCCUACCUACCAAGCCCGCCUGUUACAGAAGCUGACAGAAGAGGUUCCCUUGGGACAGAGUAUCCCCCGCAGAAGGAAGUAGCCGGGGCAAGGGUCCAGAUGAGGGUCCCGUGGCCUGACUCCCUCAGGAACAGCUCCAGCACCAAUAAAGAAGCAUCUUAUUGCCCAGG
Molecule: messenger RNA, 4007 nt
Organism: Lemur catta (Ring-tailed lemur)
Lineage: Eukaryota; Metazoa; Chordata; Mammalia; Primates; Lemuridae
Gene: RNF31
Product: ring finger protein 31
Exons: 21
Coding region: 701-3919 (1072 amino acids)
Biological process (GO): protein linear polyubiquitination
Cellular component (GO): LUBAC complex
Molecular function (GO): zinc ion binding; K48-linked polyubiquitin modification-dependent protein binding; linear polyubiquitin binding
Source: RefSeq, a predicted model, not a curated record